AUGAAAACACUGCCAGUGAAUGUGUCCAGCUUUAGUGAGGGGGAUUCGCUGAGGAUCCUCCCUGCAGAGAAUUACCCGGCUUCCAUUGGAGUUAAUGUAACGUUUACGUGCUUGAUAACAGGCCAUCGAACUAAUGUGGGACCGGUAACUCGUGUCGAGUGGCAAAAAUCUAGUCUGAUUUUGCAGCGGUGUUCGUUCCAGCCACCCGGCGACCAAGACGGAUUUGAGGAGCACUGCAAACUGAGCAUCGCCCCGGUGAAAAGGACCUCGGCUGGCCAGUACAAGUGCGUCGUGUACUACCUGACAUCAACAACUAAAACCCUGCAGUUGGAUAUAGUCGAACCAAACACUACGGUAGAGGUUAAAGAUCUCAACACAGGCAAACUCGUCGACAGUGAUUCUGAACCAAUUUGUGUCCGUCGGUCUGGUUCAGCUGUACGUGGCUUCAAGUGCACAGUUCGGGACGCCGAACCCAACGCCUGGAACAUCGCGUGGUUCGUCGGAGGAGAGCGAGUUGUAACAGGUCUCGUUGAGACCGCAGUAGGUGGACUGGUGAAAGUGAGCAGCACCUUCAAUCUUUCACAGUCGCAAACCGAGUUUCCGAACAACCUCACUUGUCAGGCUACGGGUCUCGAAAGACUUAUCAGCAUUACAGUUGAGUUAAAGUCUUGUCAAGGCAUUCAUCCAAAACAUGAUCUUGACCUUUGGGAUCUAUCGGCUCGACGUCUUGUUGGACUGACAUCCACGCCAAUCUGCAUCCAGCUUCAUACGGAGCGAACUUUCCAAUGCCAGCUCAGAGCAGCCAGACCAGGUGUUUGGCGUGUAGCCUGGCUCAUCGAUGGAGAAGAGUCUGGAGAUGGCUUCACCAAUUUAACAAGUAGCGCCGGAGAUGGAUUGGUCAACGUGAGCAGCAGGUUCAUUAUAUCCAAGUGGCGAGACGAUGGUACCAUUACUAGUCUUACAUGCCGAGCUACAAGUGAAGGGGAAAAUUCACUGAACGUCACAGUGCACCUUGAGAUCUGCUCUGACGUAGACAGAGUAGUAAAUACGUCAAUACACCUUGUGGAUCUCUCGACUGGCGAACUGCUCGGCAUCAAGUCUGGGCACAUCUGCUUCAAGGCCGGCACGAAGCGAACCUUUGCAUGUACAAUCCUAGAUGCCCGGCCAGAUAUUGUAGUGACUUGGAUCAUCGAUGGAAUCAAGAAUGAAAGUGGGCGAGUAGAUGUAACUCCAACAACAGAUGGAUUAUUCAAUAUGAACACCAGUUUUACAGUCUUCAACUCCUUGGAUGGAAGCCUCAUCAACAGCCUUACUUGCAUGGCUACGGGAUUCAAAACAGAGUCUCUUUUCGUCACCCUCCAGCUCCAGACUUGCCCUGAAAUUGUCUCCAAUACUUCAAUGGAGCUCUUGGAUCUCUCGACUGGAGAGUUCAUCAGCGAGGCUUCGGAGGCCAUCUGCCUGACAUCGGAGACGGGAAGAGCGUUCGGAUGCACCGUACUACAAGCCACACCCGACUCGUGGAGAAUCGUUUGGGUCAUUGACGGCGUGAGGGUGGAAACCGGAUCCGUGGUUCAGACACCGAGCUCGGAAGAAUUAGUGGACUUGUUCAGCAGGUUCACUAUUCCCAACCCGUCUAGUGAAGACGUCGUAAAAAGUCUCACAUGCCGAGCAACGAGUCUAGAGAAGGAAGAGCUUGCAAUCACGGUUAAGCUCCGAUCAUGCGCCGACAUCAAGCCAGCAAGUAGCACGAUCAACAUGACGAUGCUCUUUGCCAUAGUCGGCGUCCUGAGCGGAAUGUUAGUUUUGGCUGUCGCUGCUCUUGUCAUUUCUUCAACAAGAGCCAAGAGGAGAUACCAGGUACCAGUGAGUGCACAGAGUGUGCCAAAUCUUCAAGGAAGCGUCGAGAUGGAGUCGGUGGCCCCCGAUUCAGAAUCGGAUACCACGGCAGUUAAGGAAGAAGUCACCUACCAGAACACCAUAGCACAAUCCAAUGUGACGCCUGAAGAGAUUUCAUCAGACACCGGCCUGCCAUCAUGGGCCGAGGGAUGGGGGAUUCCUUGGCGCGACCUCAUCGUCGAGGAGCGAGUCCUCGGCAGUGGGAACUUUGGUGAGGUGCGAUACGGAACUGUUAGGAAAGAUGGAGACUUGAACAAGGCUGCCAUCAAGAUGCUCAAAGGACAUGUAUCAGCAUGCGACAGAGAUGAUUUCAUGGAUGAGCUAUGGACGAUGGCUCGUAUCGGCAACCAUCCUAACAUCGUGCAACUGUUCGGUGCUUGUCAACAUCAAGGAGUGCUGUACGUUGCCUUGGAAUACCUUCCUUAUGGUGAUCUGCGCAGCUACCUGCGGACGGCUCGCUCACAGUCAGACUCAGACGAGGACGCCUUGUCUUCCGAUCAGCUGGUCAAGUUUGCUCUGGAUGUUGCCAGGGGAAUGGAGCACCUUGCUAAAGCAGGGGUUAUUCACCGCGAUUUGGCUGCAAGAAACAUCCUGAUCGGGAACGGAUUGGUUGCCAAGGUUUCUGACUUCGGUCUGUCCCGUGGGGAGAAUAUCUACGUCCAGACAUCAAGGCGACGAGUACCACUUCGCUGGUUAUCCAUCGAAUCAGUGAGGCAUCAGCUGUACACCACCCAGAGCGAUGUGUGGUCUUUUGGAAUUCUCUUGUGGGAAAUAGCCAAUUUCGGCGGAACUCCAUAUCCAACCAUUUCGAACGACUUGCUGGUAGAAACAAUCAGAAUAGGAUAUCGUAUGCCUAAGCCGGACAAUUGUGACGACCAAAUUUAUGCCCUAAUGCGCGAUUGCUGGGACGAGGAUCCGAACAACAGACCGACCUUCACUGACCUGGUGUAUAUCUUGAGUGACAUGGCCGACAAUCGGAUCAAACAUACGUACAUGGCGGUAAUCCGAAACGAGUAUCAAAAUAUGAGUGCCAUCCUGCCGGAACUUGAUGACAACUGAGGGGCGUGGCCAAUGUCCAGUCAAGGAGAUUACGUUGUAUAGGCAUAUUGCGUGGAUGGCUGAAUCCUGAACAGUCUUAUAAUAACUACUCGAAUGGAUGUAUAAAGUCUUGGAUAAAAAUUGAAUUUUUUUUUUUUAUACAAGUACGGAUUAUAUAACCAGAAUGAAUAACGAUUUUAUUUGAAGACCGCAACAAGAUGCCCAACUUUUAUCCGUUAUUUUCUCCCCUGGAACUGCUCGUUGUGACGUAACGAAGAUCGUCAUUCUCAUCAUGGUUCUGCGUUGUAUAUAUGGCUUCUUUUCUACGUAAGACUAGUCCAAGGACGGAUCUAAGGUAGACGAAUUGGGUAAGAAGCUAAUCAACCCAUCUGCUUGACCCAUGUUAAUUUAAAAUAUUCACAACCCCAAAAAAUCCAAAAUAUUAUAAUUUUCUCAAACAAAGGCACCAGUCAGUAUUAAAAAUCUUAAUGAUUGUUCCACGACUUUGAUCUUUCUAUGCGAUGACUUCAACGCCUCAUUUAACCAAGCUAGAAAAAGAAACUUCCUUGGAGUUUGAGCCCACAACAAACUUGAACUGCCUUGAUCCGGAAAAUAAACCAGACGCCCCUUGCUGUGAAA
Molecule: messenger RNA, 3573 nt
Organism: Patiria miniata (bat star)
Lineage: Eukaryota; Metazoa; Echinodermata; Asteroidea; Valvatida; Asterinidae
Exons: 16
Coding region: 1-2955 (984 amino acids)
Biological process (GO): protein phosphorylation; multicellular organism development; positive regulation of kinase activity
Cellular component (GO): signaling receptor complex
Molecular function (GO): transmembrane receptor protein tyrosine kinase activity; ATP binding
Source: RefSeq, a predicted model, not a curated record